This is a messenger RNA of Mucor mucedo, 730 nucleotides long. Its product is annotated as P-loop containing nucleoside triphosphate hydrolase protein. Bases 24 to 653 code for a protein of 209 amino acids. Gene Ontology annotation, cellular component: Golgi apparatus; trans-Golgi network; vesicle. Gene Ontology annotation, molecular function: GTPase activity; GTP binding. NCBI's taxonomy places the organism in Eukaryota, Fungi, Mucoromycota, Mucoromycetes, Mucorales, Mucoraceae. Gene Ontology annotation, biological process: vesicle-mediated transport. The transcript has 4 exons. The record is from RefSeq and is a predicted model, not a curated record.
CUCUCUUUCUUUCUUUCUCUCUUAUGCAUUCAUACCAAUAUAAAAUUCUCGUGGUGGGUGACUUAGGCACCGGGAAAACAUCCGUGCUACAAAGAUUUGUCUAUAACACCUUUUCAACGCAUUAUAAAUCCACUAUCGGUGUAGACUUUGCUCUCAAGGUGGUCCAACAAGAUUCCGAUGUCGUGGUGCAUUUACAGUUAUGGGAUAUCGCAGGUCAGGAACGUUUCGGAAGUAUGACCCGUGUCUAUUAUAAAGAUGCCAUAGGCGCCUUUCUUGUCUACGAUGUCACCAGGCCAAAAACCUUGGAUCAUGUCGUUAAAUGGAAACAGGAUUUGGAUGCUAAAGUACAAGUCCCUGGAGGAUAUGGUGAUAUACCUGCUAUUUUACUAGCAAACAAGAUUGAUCAGCAAGCGAAUCCAAAAAGCAAGCAGGAAAUGACAGAAUUUUGCGUAGACAAUGGGUUUAUCCAAUGGUUCGAGGUGUCUGCAAAGGAAAAUAUCGGUGUUUCUGAAGCAGGGAAAUACUUGAUUGAUGCGAUUCUACAGCUUGAAUCUACCAUUGAGCGAAAAAAUGAAUACGACGACGGAGAUUCUGCCAUUACAUUACAUGAGCCAAUCAAAUUAAAUAAAUCCAACCCAAAAUGCUGUUCAUAAAAAAAAAACACGUGUACAUAUAAAGGCGGGUCUAAAAUAAAAUUUAUUUACAAAAGUGUGUGUAUGUGUGUAUGUGU